AUGUGGACAACAAGCAAGAAGUGCAAAGUAUCAAGACCUCGAUGGUAUUGGAAAUCGAAUUCCAAUUUGUCUCUUAUCAAGGAAAAACAACAAUGGAGAAAAUAUCCCGACAUCGAAUCUGAAAUUAUCGAAGAAGCAUAUAGAGAAAAUAAUAGAACAAAUCUCGUUGAAUUAGAUGAUUAUUGGAUUGAUCUAACUCAUUUUAUUCAAAUCAAUAAACUCGAUUCCGAGAAAGUAAUCAUCGUCCAACGUACAUUAAACAACGAAGAAGAACAGACUUUACGAGAAGAACGUUUUUUUCCUCCAUUACGGUUAGGUGAACCAUUCAAUGAAUGGACCAAUGGAGGUUAUUGGUUCAUCAAUGAAUGGCAAAAAAGACAACCGGAAGAUAUCUCACAUAGGGAACGACUCGAACAAGCAGCAAAUGGAAUUCUUAUUGAAGGUCAACUUUUAUCGAAAACUAUCGCAGCAGAACGAUUCGCACAACGUCUCAGAGACAUGUUCUAUCAAGAUGAAAUAGUCAUUCAUAGAUGUUGUAUUAAUAUGUACACGUACGAUUGUUUUAUUUACCCGUUAGUAAACAGAACGCUGAGACAAAAUGAUAAAACUAAAAUCGAUACUCUUGGUCCCUUUUGCUACUAUCUAUACUAUUCAUGGUAUAACCUUUUUGAAUUACGCGUUUCAAAUAUCGAAGUUUAUCGUGGUACUAAUCUUGAUGCGCAAAUGAUUGAACAGUAUCAAAAGAAUAUUGGAAAAGAGAAAUGUUGGUUUGGAUUUACUUCAACCAGCAAAAAUAAAGGUAUCGCGGAUGUUUUUAGCGGCAAUACUUUAUUUAUUAAUAAAAUGGCGUUUUCCAGUGCAAUUGAUAUUUCUGACUAUUCUCAAAUUCCCGAUGAAGAAGAAGUACUUUUUCCCGCUGGUACGAAAUUUAUCAUCGAAAAAGUCGAAUGUGAUACUAUCAAUCGAAUCUAUAUCAAACUUUUGGCUAAAAAUGAUAGUUUACAACAGAAAUUAAAUGAGAUUAGUUCGACAACAAUAACAAAAUUCUGUUCUGGUUUCCAAGAACUUGAUGUUAUCGAUGCAGAAACCUUAGCAGUAAUGCUUAAGGUUAAUCAAACUAUUACUGUUCUUAACAUCCAGCAUGCUGAUUUAUCGGACGAUGCUGGCGACAUCAUUAUCAGUGCAUUAAUAGUGAAUCGAACACUUACUUCUCUCGAUCUUCAGUCUAACAGAUUAGGUGAACUAGCAGGUGAAGCAAUUGGUGAUUUACUGGAAGUCAAUGAAACAUUAAUCUCUCUGGAUCUUCAAUUUAAUCAAAUACCAGUCGAAGCAAGUGAAACAAUCGCCAAUGCAUUAAUCGUUAAUCAGACUCUUAUUACACUUUGUCUGGGACAUAAUCAGCUAUCAGACGAAGGCGGGGCGAUGAUCGUCAAAUCUUUAGAAAAGAAUAUGACGUUAACUACGCUUGAUCUUGGAUGGAAUAAUCUGUCGGAAGCGAGUGGAGAAGUAGUCGCUAAGCUAUUAAAAGUUAAUCGAACUCUGACUGUACUGACUCUCUCAGGUAAUGAUUUAACAUCUACAGCAAUGGAAGCCAUUAUUGAUGCAUUGAAGAUAAAUAAUACAUUAACUUCGCUAGAUCUCGAAUACUCGAACUUCUCCGGACCAUUAAUGUCAGCAAUGACUAAUCUAUUGAAAACGAACGAAACAUUGUGUAAACUGAACCUAGGAGGAAAUCGACUGUCUGACAAUGAUGGCGAAUUGAUUGCUGAUGCUCUAAAGAUUAAUCGAACUCUUACUCUUCUCGAUCUUCACAGUAAUGAAUUCACUGAUUGCAUAGCUCGAACAAUCGCUAAUGUCUUCGAAUUUAACUAUACUCUUGAUACUGUACAUCUCGAAAAUAAUCAGUUUUCCGAACAGGGACGAGCAAUUAUUAUCAACGCUAUAGAUACACAAUCUCGCACAAUUUGGAAUAGACGAGGCACAGAAGCAUCUGGUGCUGCAUUACUCGUAAGAAAAGGUCCUGUGCGUUACGGUUUACAUUCUGAUCAAAUUAACAGUACGAUAGAACAGAUCGCAAAGACUGACACGUCAAAGAUCGAUUUUGUACUUCGUUCCUUUGGUGAGAGACAUCACGAAUUAUCUGAUGAAAUAGGUCAACGAGUUGCCGAUGUAGUGAGAAAUGAUCAGCUGUAUAUUUCGGAACUUUCUAAUAGUGUAAACGAUCAGUUAGACAUAGAUGAUUAUUGGAAUCAUUCUGAAGGAGACAAUCCAUCAUUGGAAAUUAAUCGACUACUUACCUCACUCAAUCUUCAGCACAACGAAUUAUCAGCUCGUGCAGCUGAAGCACUCGGGAGAAUGCUGCAAGAUAAUCAGACUUUGGUCACUCUUCAUCUUGGCCCGAAUAAACUUUCCACUGAAGCAGAAGAAACUGUCGCCGACGCAUUAUCUACUAAUCAAACACUUAAGUGUUUGUAA
Molecule: messenger RNA, 2475 nt
Organism: Didymodactylos carnosus
Lineage: Eukaryota; Metazoa; Rotifera; Eurotatoria; Philodinida; Philodinidae
Source: the annotation of a GenBank genome assembly